AUGUUCUCGUCUUCGUCCAGAAACUCUCUGUUUUCGCCUUGGUCAUCCAUGGAGCAGUCGGACUCUGAAGCGCUGGACAUCAGCACCAAAGUGCAGCUGCACGGGGUGCUGUGGAAGAGGCCCUUCGGACGGCCGUCGGCAAAGUGGUCCCGCAGAUUCUUCAUCAUCAAAGACAGCUUCUUGCUCUACUAUGCAGAGAGCGAGAGGAGAAACUUUGAGACCAACAGGUACUUCAACAUCCACCCAAAGGGAGUCAUCCCUCUGGGAGGGUGUGUGGUGUCAUCCAAUGAAAACAUGGGCAUGCCCUUUGGCAUCGUGGUCAACCUGGAAGACUUUACUGGCACCAUAGUUCUGGCUGCUGAGUCUGGAGAGGAGCAGGUCCAGUGGAUGGAGAUGCUGCAGGAGUCCGGGAAAGUCACGUGGAAGAACGCCCAGCUCGGGGAGGCCAUGAUCGAGAGUCUGGAGGCUCAGGGGCUGCAGCUGGCCAAGGAGAAGCAGGAGUAUCUGGAUAAACUGAUGGAAGAAACUGAGGAGCUGACUCAUCAAAGAGCACAGAGAGAGGAGCUGGAGCGUCUGAACCAGGUCCUGGAGGAAGAGAAGAUGAAGUUUGAGGAGGUGGUGGUGGAGCUGAAGGCGGAGCAGGAGCAUAUCAAACUAGACCUGGAUGGCACCGCUCAGUCCCUGAGAGGUGUGGAGACUGAAAAAGAAGAGCUGAGCAGUUUGACCAUCAUGCUGCAGAAAUCCAUCGAGGAGCUCUCUCAGGAGAAACAGCGAACUCUGGAGCUGCUCGGGGUGAAGGAGCAGGAGGAGAAGGCGGCUGAAGCUGCAGAGGAGAAGUCAGAGGGAGGAGAGGAUCCCGGAGCCGUGGACCUGCUGCAGGACCUGCGACACAUCGAGGAGCAGAUGAAGAUCCUGCUGAAGGAGAAGGAGCAGGCUGACGACAAGCUGAGGGAGAAUGAGGAGCGUGCGAAGAUCCUGCAGCAGGAGAGGGAGUUCUACUCGUCUCAGGCUCGGGCGCUGCAGCAGUCUCUCUCUCAGCUCACUGUGGACAAGCAGCAGACCGAGGCCGAGCUCAAGGCGGAGAUAGAGUCUCGAGUGGAGCUGGAGAAGAGACUGAAGCUGGCCGAGGAAGCUCUGCAGGACCUGGAGAAAGGCCUGGACUCACUGGAAAGGACCAAAGAGACGGACGAGAAGAUGAAGGGGGACGUGACUCAGCUGAGGAGAUUCUUUGAGGAUUGCAUCUGUGCAGCCGAGAUUGAGGCAAAGCUUCCAGCAAUAAUGAAGAACGCUGUGUAUCUGCACAAAGCUGCUGCACGCAGAAUCAAGAGCUGCCGAAUCCAGAGGAGAGCCUCCAGACGCCACUGGUUAAAACACUCCAAGUCCUUUGCUGUAACAAACUCUGACGGCGGCAGCAUCGAGGAGCUGCGGGAGACAGCCCGGAGACUGACCUCUGACAGCAGCUUCAGAGAGAGCGUGUACAAGAUCAUCGCCCACAAGGACGCUACCAACAAAACAGAGGACUGA
Messenger RNA from Plectropomus leopardus (leopard coralgrouper), 1524 nucleotides. RefSeq names its product pleckstrin homology and coiled-coil domain containing D1 (gene plekhd1). Lineage: Eukaryota; Metazoa; Chordata; Actinopteri; Perciformes; Serranidae. The record is from RefSeq and is a predicted model, not a curated record.